Molecule: messenger RNA, 1916 nt
Organism: Mya arenaria
Lineage: Eukaryota; Metazoa; Mollusca; Bivalvia; Myida; Myidae
Product: DNA polymerase delta subunit 2-like
Exons: 11
Coding region: 99-1517 (472 amino acids)
Biological process (GO): DNA replication; DNA strand elongation involved in DNA replication
Cellular component (GO): delta DNA polymerase complex
Molecular function (GO): DNA binding
Source: RefSeq, a predicted model, not a curated record
CAAGAAAAGUAUAGCGGGAAAGUGCAGGAAACGAAAGUAAAUUAUAGCGAAUUCAGCUGAAAUACUGUAUUUAUUUACCGUAUUCUUUCAGUUCGAACAUGGAGUAUAACUGUAGUGUGAAAACAACCGAUUCCCAGUGUCUGUUAUCGAAUCCCUCAGAAGAGUUUAGUUCAACUGAGAGAUCUUCACCCCAAAUCGUUGAUUGUUGUGAACGUUUUCGAUUAAAAGAUAGAAAUUUUAUGAGACAAUAUGCUCAUUUGUAUUCAGAAAGAUUGGUCACCAUGAGAGCAGGUCUUGAGAAGGCAGCAAAAAAGAAAUGGGGUUCCGAUAUUGUGAUACGAAGGCUGCACGAGUUAAACAGUGAUGAGCCAUCUGUUGUUGUUGGUACACUGUUCAAGCAUAUGGAACUCCAGCCCAGCAUUUUGAAAGAAAUCAGUGAUGAGCAUGGGCUACUUCCUCAGCCACUGACAUCAAAGUACACGAGUGACAAUGACAGACUUAUUUUGGAAGACGAGCUGCAGCGAAUCACUUUGGUCGGAGAGAUGAAGGUUCAAACAUCAGUCACAGGGGUUGUGGUUGCUGUGUAUGGUGUGGAGCCAGAAGAUGAUAAGGGAAAGUUUCAUGUUAAAGAAUUCUGUUAUCAGGAGCUGCCACCACAAGAUCCUUUGCCUGUGAUUGAUGAAGACAAGUACAUAGCGUUUGUGUCGGGCAUAGAGAUAGGCUCCAAAAAGGAGCAGCAGUUCAGCCUACAGAUGUUUGUAGACCUUGUUACGGGUCAGCUAGGAUGUCCAGAGCAGCAGGCCGGUACCGCCAGGAUAGCAGCCGUUGUCGUGGCCGGGAACUCACUCAGUAAAGAAACACAGAACAAGGAUACCCUAACCAAGGCCAAAUACCUGACAAAGAAAACAGUUGCGGGCAGUGUGGAGGCCAUCAAGUCCCUUGAUGAUUGUCUGGUUCAACUGGCAGCAAGUACCGAGGUGAUAAUGAUGCCGGGAGAGUUUGACCCAGCCAAUUUCACAUUGCCCCAGCAACCCCUGCAUCGGUGUAUGUUCCCGCUAGCUUCCCGAUACCCCACCCUCAGAUGUGCUACUAACCCAUAUGAGGCUACAGUAGAGGGCGUCAGGCUGCAGGGCACCUCUGGCCAGCCUGUACACGACAUCUACCGAUACAGUGCCCUUGAUGACGGGCUGGAUAUUCUGGACCUGACCCUCCAGUAUGGACACCUUGCUCCCACUGCCCCUGAUACUUUAGGCUGUUACCCGUACUAUGAUGAUGACCCAUUCAUCAUGAAGCAGUGUCCUCACAUUCUCUUCUCUGGAAAUCAAGCACACUUCAAACAUAAAAUACACAAAGGUUCAGACGGUCAGCAGGUUCUUGUAUUGACAGUUCCACGUUUUUGUGAGACGGGGACAGUAGCCCUUGUCAACUUGCGUACCCUGGAGGCCCUGCCCAUGGUGUUCACGUCUGAGCUUGGCAACGAAAGCAUGGAGAUAGACAGUCCAGGUGCUGAGAAAUAGGGGGCCAACAUUGUUAUUGCUUUCAGCAUAGAAAUGGGGGUGGGGUGAAAAUAGUGUGUGAUGAACAAAUUAUGUCAAUGGUGUUUGAACAAUAUGGUUUUAAAUGAAAAUCGUCUUAUCGAGUGCUGAGUAACAUGAGAGCAUUAUGAUCAUGUUUACAAUAAUCAGGUACAGACCACAUUCUGUUAAUUUACACAUCCUCAGUAAUAGAACGUUGUUAAUUGUGAUAUACAUCAGGCUUUUUUUUCAUUGUAUGAAACUCUUCAUUAAUGGUUUACAAGGAUACUGCAUACUUUUUAUUGUCAUCAUUUUUGUCCUAUGUUAAGUGCUAUAAAUGCCAUGUUUACAUUGCAUUCACGCUCCAAAAUGAAAUAUGUCAAAAUAAAUAAUAGAUAUGAA